AUGAAGUCUCGUGGUUUUACUCGACAACCCUCAGACAGCCACGAUGGAGUCUCCGGAAGUUCGCCAUAUUUCGCUCGUUGGGGCGUAUAUGACGCCCAUGAGGAUAAAAGUCACUUUAGCAGCCACGACGACAGGCGAAGCAGCAGCGGUAACAUUAACGACAGCUACGGUAGCCGUUACGUCCGAAAUAAUAACAGUAACGACGAGGAACCUAACAGAUGGUGGCAGAGCAGCGAAGAUGACAUGACUUCCCGCAGCAGCGCGUUAAACAUUCACGUACGGGAAAAGCAAUGGAGGUCCAGCACAAACCACUGGGCUCCUAUGCAACGACUAGUGCCGGGUGUUGGUGUCGCCAAGCAAACCCAUCAGAUGGUGAACACACUUUUCAUGGGAGACGGUGGGGAUGAAGACGGUGAUGUCGGCGACCGCAUUGACGGCGACACUGUUGUCGUUGACGAUGACGUCAUUUACGGGUCCAAUAUUGGAGAUAUUAAUGGAGCCAACAACAGUAAAGAAGGUGAUGGUGAAAGCAGGCAAAACUGGCUAGAUUACUGUUAUCAUUAUAAUUGUCAAAACAACAAUAGUUACACGUACAACGGUGAUAAUAGCAGCAACGGUAACAACUAUAACAGGAACGAUAGGCACAAUGGCCAGAGCUACGGCGUGUACAGUGCGCUCAGCAGGUUAAUGGUGACCGGCAACGGGGAAGCCGAAGAAAGAAGAGACGGCAGAAAGAGAUCCCCAGCAACAACACCAAUUAUGGCAGGGACGGGCGGGGAACUGACGCAGCCGUGCAGAGUUGCGAGCAGCGGUGGGGCGCCACUGGUGUCGUCUGGCACGGCAGUUUAUACAGCAAAUCGCGUGAGGUACAGCAACGGCAGAGGUACUGACAGUGUAUACACGAGCAAUACUUACAGCAUUACAGUCGGAGACGGCAGCAUCAACGCCACUAACAAGAACACAGUUUUUGCCGGGCAAGCGCCCACUGCAUCCGCAGGCACUUCCUCGACGCCAGCAUCAACGGCUGGCUUUGAAGCGGCAGCAGCGAGUAUCAUCGCGGCGGCCGGUUUGCCUCUCGGCACUUUUUCCUUAGCGAAUUACAUCGUAGAGGGCCAACCACGGUUUCCUUCAAUGGAGCUAAGGCGGCAGCAGCAGCAAACCGUCUUUGAUCAAAACCAGCAUGAGACCAUCUUAGGGGAGUACCCCGUCUCAGUAGCAUCACCACCUUCAUACUGUGGAAGCCCCAGGAGCAACGGCUCCAGUCUUAAUACGGCUCAUCUCUUGAACACCGCAACCACUGACGUGCACACCUCAGCUUGGUCUGGGCACACAAGGGACAACCAACGGAACUUACUGACCACUUACAACCAACACGCGCAGCAGCAACAGGCUAAGGCGUACAGUGAAUACCUCAGUGAUUUACUUUAUUUCCACGCUGACUUCUUCCCACCUCCGCCCCCGCCACGAGGUCUUUCGUUUCCCUCUUACUCGCAUUUCUUUACAAAGCUGUCACUGCCACCGGCGUACUCCUUGCCGCGAACAUUGUCACUUGUUGCGUCGAACUGUCGGCGGCGCGCAGCAUUGUGGUAUCAUUACGCGAACAAGUGGAACAUCACCCGUCGCCUCCCUCCUCCUCCCCGCACACCGUUGCCCGAGAUGAUGGAGGAGGAGGAGGAAUCGAGAAGGCUCAGGCAGCUGCAGCAUCCUCAGUGGUCGCACAAAGGAAAUGGAACACUCGGACACCACAACCAGCAGAGCCCCCCGCGCACUCCGUACGACAUCAGUGAGUGGAUGAAAAUGUGUGAGCGCUGGUUCGAUGUGGCGCAGCGACAGUUCGAAUACCCACCGGAAAAUGUCCCCACGAGGGUCCCACCGAGCUUUAUAUUGCGCCAUGUGGUGCAAUAUUAG
Messenger RNA from Trypanosoma brucei brucei TREU927, 1908 nucleotides. RefSeq lists its product as hypothetical. The record is from RefSeq and is a predicted model, not a curated record. Bases 1 to 1908 code for a protein of 635 amino acids. The transcript has a single exon. NCBI's taxonomy places the organism in Eukaryota, Euglenozoa, Kinetoplastea, Trypanosomatida, Trypanosomatidae.